UCAAAAAAUUUGAGUUCUACUCAAAAGAUGAACAAGCAGAAGCAGAGACGGAGCAUCACGAACGCGUCUCUUUCUUCCCUUCUCCCUGAUGAGUUGAUCAUACAAAUUCUGCUGAGACUACCGGUGCGGUCUUUACUCCGUUUCAAAUGCGUCUGCAAAUUGUGGCUCUCUGAAAUCUCCGAUCCCAAAUUCGCCAAAUCCCAAUUUGACCUAGCAGCUUCACCCACCCACCGUCUCUUCCUUGAUUUCAACGACCAAUUCGAAAUCGAAUCGUUAGACAUUGAUGAACCUGAAUCUGCCGCCGCCGUCGUCAACAUCCCGUUCUGUCCCCCGCUUUCAUCGCCGUGUUCUGGUGCGCGUUUUGAGAUUCUGGGUUCUUGCAGAGGGUUUGUACUUUUAGUCACUCACCUGGGUUAUUUUCAUGUGUGGAAUCCAUCGACUGGUUUCCAAAGGCAAAUUCCAUUGGAUGCUCGUUGUACUUUCAAGGUUUACUAUUCUCUUUACGGUAUUGGGUAUGAUCAAUCAACGGAUGACUACUUGUUAGUUUAUAUAACACCAUCGAAGAAUGUUCGUGCUUGCGAAAUUAAUUCGUUUUCUUUGAAAACCAAUUUGCCCUCUAGAAAGAGGAUCAGUGAUGAAAUUCUGGAUACUAAAUUUGCUUUUAGUAUGAGUGUUAGACAGGGUAUGUUCUUCAAUGGGUGUCUUCAUUGGUUGGUUAAUUCUAGGGGUAAGGAUUUGUUUGUAAUUCUUGCUUUUGAUUUGAGUAAGAGGAGUUUAUUGGAGAUUGCUGUGUCAAAUGAGUUAGCUCUGGAAUUGGCUGAUGUUAAAAAGUUGUAUACGCUGAGAGUGAUGAAAGAGUGUCUUGCUCUGUGUUGCUCGGAUUUAGGUGGCGUGACUGUGAUAUGGAUAAUGAAAGAGUAUAAAGUGAAAUCGUCUUGGACUAAGAUGAUUUUGUCGGCUGACGUCCCUAGCAGUUCCUUCUUUUUUCCAAUAUGUUUCACCAAAUGCGGUGAUGUUUUUGGAUGGAACGAGCGUGAAAGGUUAUUGCGACUUAACGAUAAAGGAGAACUGCUUGAAGAUCGUGCACUUUGGAAAGGGAAGAGGACUCAGAAGAGAGAUUUUGUAAUAUAUAGAUAUCCGGAAUUACAUAGACAUAUGUAUACAGAGAGUUUACUAUCACUCCAUGGUUAGUUUGAGAAAGCAUGUGAAGAAGAUGACCAAUCAAAACAGUCAUGAAGUAUCAAUGCAUAAAGCAGUCAAGAAUACUCUAUAUAGUCAGGUCAAUGUCCUACCUUUCCUUCAAAUGAUGAUACUACAAGAAGAAAACAGAGAAAUUUGAAGAUAAUGUAAUUUAUAUGAUAUGAAAUAGUCAUGUAUGAGCAUGACCGGUGUCUAUCUUAGUGGCGAUUUUAGUAAGAUUUAGGUGGCAUGACUGAGAUAUGGAUAAUGAAAGAGUAUAAAGUGCAAUCCUCUUGGACUAAGAUGAUUUUGUCUGCUGAUGUUCCGAGCAACUCCUUCUUUUUUCCAAUAUGUUUCACCAAAUGUGGUGAUGUUUUUGGAUCAAAUGGGCGUGGAAGGUUAUUGAGACUUAAUGAUAAAGGAAAACUGCUUGAGCAUCGUGCACUUCGGCGAGGGAAGAGGACUCAGAGGAGAGAUUGUGUAAUAUAUAAAUAUCCGCAAUUACACAGACAUUUGUAUACAGAGAGUUUACUAUCACUCCCUGGUUUGUUUGAGGAAGUAAGUGAAGAAGAUGACCGACCAAAACAGUCAUGAAGUUUCUACGCAUAAAGUGCUCAAGAAUACUCUAUAUCGUCAGGUCAAUGUCCCACCUUUCCUUCAAAUGAUGAUACUACAAGAAGAAAACAGAGAAAUUUGAAGAGAAUAUAAUUUAUAUGAUAUGAAAUGGUCUUGUAUGAGUAUGGCCGGUGUCUGUUUUAGUGGUGAUUUUAGUCAGGAUAAACUUUAGAAUUGAAUUAUGUUUUGAAGUAUGAAAGUUAGCAAAUCCUAGUUGGAAUUAGUACUUGAGAUCUUGUAUCUUAAUCUUUUCUUUUUUCCCUCUUAAUAUUGUUCUUGCAUUAGCUGUUUUUCCCCUUAGUGUCUUUUAAUAUACUGGUUGUUUAUUCUGGCACAUAUAUGUAUGUUAUUUAUGUUCAGUUCACUACAUGAUUUGUUUUA
Messenger RNA from Lotus japonicus, 2175 nucleotides. Its product is annotated as F-box/kelch-repeat protein At3g23880-like. The coding region runs from base 28 to 1191 and encodes 387 amino acids. Gene Ontology annotation, molecular function: protein binding. The record is from RefSeq and is a predicted model, not a curated record. NCBI's taxonomy places the organism in Eukaryota, Viridiplantae, Streptophyta, Magnoliopsida, Fabales, Fabaceae. The transcript has 4 exons.